GAUCGCGAGAAGAAACGGGGCAAAAGGGUGCGGUCGCGAGGCCCAGCGACGAAAAGUUACCCUCUCAUCCUCCCGUUCUGCGUUCUCUGUUUCUCCUCCAAUUCUAGGUUUUUUUUGCCCUCUCUCCCCCUCCCUCUCUUUCUUUCUUUUCCAUCUCCUCCCUCCUCCCACUUUUCCCCGCGAUUUCUGUUCCCCUAAUAUAUCUGAGGUUUCUAUUCGGACUAGGGUUCUGAAGCCCCCUUGAUCCAAGUUCCCCUGUUGGCCAAAUCCUUGAACAAAUUCGCGGAUUCUUGCUCGCCUUCUUUCUAGUCUUCCAUCUUCUUUUCUUGAUUUGGAGGUGCCGAUAUUAGCGUCUGUAUUGUUAGUAUUGGAUUGUGGGGUCUCCAAUUUGGGACCGGGAGGCCCUUCCGUUCGUGCUGGUCUUCGUCUUAAAGUUUCUUGAUGAGGAGCUGGGGUUCUUGAUGUUUACGCCGCAGAGAAAAGGGUGGUCGCCUUCGCCAAGGUAUGGCGAUGGGGUCGACAAUAGGAUGACGACCCCUGCGGUGAACACUAGGACUGGCAGUGGAGUAGCCUUCUUGAAGGGCAAGGGGAAGAGCGCGGUGGAGGCGCUGCCUCCGCCACCUCCACUGCAGGCUUUACUUGGAGAGAAUGGCAGCAUUGGGGUUGUGGAUCAAGGCGAUGCGGAGGUAUGGCGGAGUUUCAGAGAGGCUGGACUGCUGGAUGAGUCUAGCCUGCAGAGGAAGGACAGGGACGCUCUCGUUCAGAGGAUUUCAGAACUGGAGAAGGAGCUUCACGAAUAUCAAUACAACAUGGGUCUUCUUUUGAUUGAGAAGAAGGACUGGGCUUCGAAGUAUGAAGAAAUUCGUCAAGCACUUGCAGAAGUAGAUGAAACUCUAAAAAAGGAAAAAUCAGCAUGCUUGGCUUCCAUUUCUGAAUUUGCAAAACGAGAAGAGAAUUUGCAGAAGGCCUUGGGAGUUGAACAACAGUGUGUCUCAGAUCUCGAAAAGGCUUUGCGUGAGAUGCGUUCUGAACUUGCAGAAGUCAAGUUUACAUCUGAUAAGAAGUUAGAUGAUGCCCAUGCCCUAGAAAUCGGAUUAGAAGAAAAAUAUUUGGAAGUUGAACAAAAGUUGCAUGCCGCAGAUGCCAAGCUAGCAGAAGCAAGUCGUAAAAGUUCUGAUGUUGACAGAAAAUUGGAGGAUGUGGAAGCUCGUGAACAUAAACUUCAAAAAGAGUAUCUCUUAUUUGAUUCUGGACGGAAGUUACAUGAAAAGGACAUUACUGAACAAAGAGAACACCUGCGUGACUGGGAACAAAAGCUUCAAGAUAGUCAGAAGAGGCUUGUUGAGACGCAGAGGUAUCUUAACGAAAGAGAGGAUCGAACUAAUGAGGCAGAUAGGGUUCUUAAGAAGAAAGAAGCAGAUGCUGAAGAGGCUCGGAAGAUGAUUGAAGCCACCAAAAAGUCUUUGAAGACAAAAGAAGAAGAAAUUACAAAAAGACUUGGUUCUUUAGCUGCCAAAGAAAAGGAAGUAGAUGUUAAGGUUGAAAGCCUGGAGAAUAAGGAAAAAGACUUGAUUUCAAGAGAAGAAAAACUUAAUGCUAGAGAAAGAGUUGAGAUUCAAAAGCUUCUUGAUGAUCACAAUUUGUUAAUAAGCUCCAAGAAAGAGGAGUUCGAGUUAGAUUUAGAGAAAAGGAGAAAAUCUUUGAGUAAGGAGAUAGAAUGUAAAAUACGUGAAGUGGAGAAGAAGAGAAGGGAAAUUGACAGUAUGGAGGAGCAAAUCACAAAAAGAGAACAGGCUUUACAAAUGAACUUGCAAAAAUUGAUGGAUAAGGAGAAAGACGUCGAUUUAAAAUCAAAUGAUUUGAAGAAGUGGGAGGAAUCUGUCCAAAAUGAUGAAAAGAAAUUGGAGAAAGAAAGGCAACAACUGGCUAGUGAUAGUGAGGAGUUUCUGAAGUCUAAAUCUGAUCUUGAGAGCUUAAAGGCUGCAAUCGAAUCAAGGAAAGAACAAAUUAUGAAGGAAGAAGAAAAUCUUAGGCUGACCAAGGGAGAGAGGGAAGAACAUCUACUGCUGCAGUCCAAUUUGAAGCAAGAAAGUGAGGAUUGCAGGAUAUUGAAGGAAUCACUUCUUCGAGAUACCGAGGAUCUACAACAGCAAAGGGAGAAGUUUGAAGAAGAAUGGGAAGUGCUAGAUGAGAAAAGGUUAGCAUUAGAAGCAGAGAGAAAGAAAUUUAAUGAUGAAAGAGAGAAGUUUGAAAAAUGGCGACAUGAUGAAGAAGAAAGGCUGAACAAUGAGGCUCUGGUAGCAAGAGCUAAUUUUGAGAGGGAAUUGGAGGAACUAAAUCAGAAGACAGAAGCCUUUGGGGAAAUAAUGGAGCAUGAGAGGUUGGAGGCCCUUGAGGUGCUCAAGCGGGAACGAGCUGAUAUGGCUCGAGAACUCGAGCUUUGCAAGCAUGAGCUUGAGAUGGAUAUGCAGAAAAGACAGGAGGAUACGGAGAAGAAAUUGCUUGAUAAAGAGAAUGAUUUUCAGAGAAAAAGGGAUUUGGAUUUUAACCAAAUGAUAUCUUUGAGCAGUUCAAAUGAUUUAAAGAUUCAGAAGCUAAAAAUGGAAGAAGAUCGAUUAGAAAGAGAAAAAGAAGAUCUCUCUUCGUACAGAAAAAGGCUGGAAAUUGACCGUCUUGAGAUUCAGAAGGACAUUGAUGCUCUUCGGAUGCUUAGCAGGAAUCUUAAAGAACAAAGGGAGGAAUUUAUGAAGGAGAAAGAACGCUUUUUGGCUCAGGCUGAGCAGAAGACAUGCAAAAACUGUGGGCUUUUAGUUGGUGAUUUGGACACUUUCUGCAUCCAAGAUGCAGGAGAUGUUCAACUACCAAACCUGGGUUUUGAAGAGCAUCUGAAUGACACAAAUGCUGAGACUACUAAUGCUAAGGUUUCUCCUGCAGCUUCUGGUGGCCGCAUGUCAUGGCUGCAAAAAUGUUCAAGACUUUUUAACCUUUCUCCUGGGAAAAAGGUUUUGGAUUCUUCUCAGCAUCCACUGGACAAUUCUAAUCUUUAUUCAAGUCUCGACAGAGAAGCUUUUGAUGGUGAAGCCAGCCAUAAACCUGCAGCAUCCUAUGGUGUUGUUGAUUCUUCUGACAGCCAGAGGGCCCAAUCUGUUACUGGGAUAGGAGACAAUGUAGAAUCUAAAAGGCUAUGUGGAGUUGUAGAGGAGCCAGAACCUUCUUUUGAAGUAGCAAAUAAUUCUAUUCAUAUUAUGAGGACCCAGACCCAGAUGGAUAAUGGUGUCAGGGAUGUAGUAGACCAGCUGGCUAUGCCCUCUGUUUCUCUUAAUGAUAGAGAAAAAUAUGCACCUGCUGGAAGUGACAACCUACGCGUGUCUUUCAAACAAAGACAAUCUCAACCUGGCAGGAGAGGAAGGCCAAAAGCUGUAAAGAGAACACACACCAUUAAGGCAGUUGUUAAAGAUGCAAAAGCUAUCCUUGAGCAGAGUUCUGAUGAGAAGAAUCAUGGACCACAUAAUGGGGAAGCAAAAGAUCCUGUAAAUGCCCCAGAGAAUAUCCAAGGAGAUUUAGUCCAUUCUACUAGGACGGUGAGAAGUGCAGGGCGGAAGCGGCGUGUUGCUCAGACAUCUGGAGUGACAAAUAGUGAUCCGGAUGCUGAGGAUAGUGAGGCACACUCUGAGAGCAUUUCACUUGGAGGACACCGCAAAAGGAGGCAGAUAUUGGCUUCUGCAGUUCCUGUAGAGAAGCGCUACAAUUUCAGACGGUCAACAAUUGCAGCUACCACUACUGCAGCUCAAACAAUGUCUGAUCAGACUAAAGGAUUUAAGGCUGGCUAUGAUCGACAAUUAACUGGAAAUGAGAUACUGAAGGAAAUUGGUGGUGAAGGAUCCUCUAGACCUGCGGUUGAACCUGUGUCAGAUGUUGUUAAUAGCAUAAUAGCAUCAAAUAUGCUGCAAAAGACAGCUGCGGUAGGUAUCGCAGAAGUACGUGAGAUAUCCUCCCAGAAGAUUGUUCAAGCAGAGAGUAAUGAUGAUACUGUGAAAUCAGUUGAAGUCAGCUAUCAGAGUGGAGAAGAUGGGCAUAUUCUGGAUGAUGCAGCCACUGGAAGCAGACCAGCAACUCCUUCAGAUGAUGAGGAUGAGGAUGAGGAGGAAUGCGAGCAACAGAAUGCUUCAGUGGGGAGGAAGCUCUGGACAUUCUUCACAACGUGAUGGUUCCAUAUUGCACAGGCUAUCAUGUGUUGGAAUCUAAAUGUCCAGGUUCAGUGUAGAUUUGUCUAACACGUCUAAUCUGUAUUCUAUCAUCGGAACUCGUUUUUUGCUUUGUUUGUUUGGAAUGGGUGUUUGAUUGACCUACUCUUUUGAAUUUAAUUGGUUUUCAAGUCCGACCGACCAAUAGGGGGCGAUGAUUAGAAUCAACCUACACUUUGGUAGUGAUGAGAAGCGUGGAUGCUUUUUAGGACAUGGUUAUCUAUUCCGGUCGGGGUGUGCUAUGGAUUCUUGAACUAAAGAAUUAUUAUGUUUGCUUUUGCGUAGUUGUAUUCUUC
Molecule: messenger RNA, 4540 nt
Organism: Musa acuminata subsp. malaccensis (wild Malaysian banana)
Lineage: Eukaryota; Viridiplantae; Streptophyta; Magnoliopsida; Zingiberales; Musaceae
Product: nuclear matrix constituent protein 1
Biological process (GO): nucleus organization
Cellular component (GO): nucleus
Source: RefSeq, a predicted model, not a curated record